Messenger RNA from Sphaerodactylus townsendi, 1585 nucleotides. It is a transcript of the gene RLIM, whose product is annotated as ring finger protein, LIM domain interacting. The coding region runs from base 288 to 998 and encodes 236 amino acids. The transcript has 4 exons. The record is from RefSeq and is a predicted model, not a curated record. Lineage: Eukaryota; Metazoa; Chordata; Lepidosauria; Squamata; Sphaerodactylidae.
CCUUCCCCCUCCCGCCCCAGACGGCGUUUCCGGCUCCCAAGUUCCUUAGUAACAAUGGAGGAGUAUAAAAUGGCCGCCUGAGGGAGCGGAGGGAGGGCGCGAAGGAGGGACGUCGCCGGCCGCUGGGCUCGGGCGGAAGGGAGGCCGGGAGGAAAGGGAAGCGGCGGCGGCGGCGCAGGGAGGCGGGGCGUGACGUGACGAAGCUGCGAGUCGGCCGCGAGAGCGAGAGGCGGGCGGAGACCCCGGAAGGCCGGCCGAGGCGGAGGAUCUUUCCUAUUCUUAUCAACAUGGAAAACUCGGAUUCCAACAGCAAAGGAAGUGCUGAUCAAUCCGAAGCACAGCGUCGGAAUCAGCUGGACCGACUAGAUCGGGAAGAAGCAUUCUAUCAUUUUGUAAAUAACCUGAGUGAAGAAGAUUACAGACUAAUGAGGGAUAACAACCUGCUUGGUACCCCAGGUGAGAUCACUGAAGAAGAAUUGCUACGAAGGUUGCAGCAAAUUAAAGAGGGUCCGCCGCAGCAAAGCAGUGAAGACAGUAGAGCAGGUGCAGAAUCUACAGAAGAUGUGUCCAAUGGCGAUUCCAUAAUAGAUUGGCUCAAUUCAGUUCGACAGACUGGGAAUACAACGCGCAGUGGGCAGAGAGGAAAUCAGUCUUGGCGGGCAGUGAGCCGGACUAAUCCAAACAGUGGGGAUUUCAGGUUCAGUUUGGAAAUAAAUGUCAAUCGUAAUAAUGGAAACCCAAACCCAGAAACUGAGGGUGAACCAUCUGUAGAACCACCUAGUGGGGAGGACCUGGAAAAUAACCAAAGUGACACCGAGACACCGAGGUCUGAAUCUCCUCCUGUUGUGAGGCAACCUGUACAAGAAAUGAGCGCUCCUCAAGAGCCAAACGAAGAAGCUUUUCCUCCCAGGGGCCAGAGAAGAUCAAGCAGCAGCAAGUCCAGAGCAGCUGGAGUGACAAUGAAGCUAGGAACUGAUAGGAAGUCGGUCACCCCUUAACCCAGUGAACGAUUCUCUCUCUAUAGGGCACAUUAUAAUUCCCCGCCCCAAAUGGCUGAUGUCUCCCCCACCGUUGAAGCUGAAGGAAGUUCUCGAACAAGACAGCACCUGGUGGUAAGACAACCUGCAGCCACUGCUGAGGUGCCCAGUGAAAACACAGUGCUGCUCUCAGCUCCUGAAGCAAGACCCGUUCCUCAGGCAACAGGUUCUGCAGAAACCAACCGGAAAUGAGCUGCAUGCGCCCUGGACCCAGUAAGGCCUCCUAAUUAUUGUCCUUGAUUUGCUGACGGCGAGGCGGUAUCCCCGCUCCCAGGAGAAUACAGGCAGAGAGACAGUAUAGCUAACCGAACUCGAUCAAGGUCCCAGACCCCAAACAAUACCGUUACUUAUGAAAGUGAGCGUGGAGGGUUUAGACGUACGUUUUCACGCUCGGAACGGGCAGGAGUGAGAACAUACGUCAGCACCAUUAGGAUUCCUAUUCGUAGAAUCUUGAACCUGAGCCAGGUUCGUUUUGUAUUCACCGCCCUCACGCCAUUCAGACCAUGCUGAGGCAGAUAAUGACUGGCUUUGGGGAGCUGAGUUACUUC